AAUACAAGAUUACUUAAACAGACAAUCAACAUCCGGUACUAUGCAAAAGUCAAGUAUAAUUUGAAGCGAAGUAACUUAAUAAGAAAACUCAAAUUAUUUACAUAUCAAAUGGUUAAAGAAGUAAUGCAGAAAGCUGCAAUAGUGUAUGUACCGUAUAAUAGUCUUUAGUAGGUCAUCAUUCAAAUUUCUUUGCAGUUAAACAUUAGUGAACUUUCCUCUGCGACUUGUCGCAACUAGUUCAAGUGGUUGAUUAUUCGAGUAAACAAUUUUAUUCCAAAUUUGUUCUCUUUUUUUUUUUAGGUAAAUGUCAAGUAAGAACGAAAGCUCUCUGGAAUAUCAUACAAAAAUGACACAUCAUACUCAGGAGAGUAAUAAAGAAGCCGUCCUUUCCGCCCUGAAGGCUCUGCAACUUCGAAUAAGACAAUUAGAAAAAGAACGAAAUAGAGCCGAGGAGAAUAUUCAAGUCCUCUCAACAGAAAAGGAACAUUUCAGAACUGAGUCACCGAUAGAAGUAGAACCCAAUCACUCAGAACAUUUGGAGUCUCAACUCCACUCUGUAGCUGAUAGGUGUAGAAUGCUGGAGCAGCAGUUACAAGAUAUGAGGAAAACUAUGGAAGAAGCUCAGCAAAAAUCAAUUCUAAACAAUGAUUAUCGCUUUGAUAUUCAUGGAACCUACGAACCCCGACUCAGAUUUGAAGAUGAAGAAAUAAGGCAGGAAACUAUUAAACCAGAUAGAAUUCCUGCUGAAGAAAGUGUUCGAGUUAGAAGACUAACCCACGAGCUUUAUGACGAAGAGCCAAUAGAACCUGAGCGAAUACCUGUCAAAAAUAAGUCGAAAAAGCCCAAAAAAAAAGUCGAUAAAGGCCACACCUCGAAACCAAAGCACUAUCAUUUGAAUAUGUCUCAAAUUCCUUUCAUAUCGGGAACAUCAACAGCUGAUAGUUAUUCAGUGCCAGCAAAUAUACAGAGAGUCUUAUCCAUGAUGAAAUGCCAUAAUGAGACACUAUGUAAAUCUUCGUCAAGUGCAAGCUCGACAGAGCAAUCUCCCGUAGCAGCUGUUUCAUCUUCAUCGUCUUCCAGUGACCUCGACAGUUUAUUGGCCCAGUUGCAGGAUGAAUUUGGACAAAUAUCUUUGGAGCAUCAGCAGGUUUCAGCCGAAAUGCUCCGAGCCAUAGACCCUACCAUUCAGUGUAAGUUGGAAAAGGAAGCUGAUGAACUAUUAGAUAGAAUGGAAAAAAAAGGUGAGCAAAUUCAACGCCUGAGAUCGUAUCAAAUAAAGCAACAACAAAAGUCUGUAAAUGGAGAAUUUACAAAAAAGAAAAUAACUUUUAAAAACCCUGGAAAGGUUAAAGUAACAACGACAGUCAAGGCUUGUGGAACAUCUACCAAAGUCAGGGAAAGGCCAAAAACUGCACCAUCAAGUGGAAAAGAUUGCUUAAAAGGCUUGAAAAAGAUACAACAAAAAUUGGGAAAAAACGACUUAGGUUGGAUGUAA
This is a messenger RNA of Dimorphilus gyrociliatus, 1495 nucleotides long. The record is from the annotation of a GenBank genome assembly. NCBI's taxonomy places the organism in Eukaryota, Metazoa, Annelida, Polychaeta, Dinophilidae.